This is a messenger RNA of Culex pipiens pallens (northern house mosquito), 5235 nucleotides long. RefSeq names its product proteoglycan 4-like. NCBI's taxonomy places the organism in Eukaryota, Metazoa, Arthropoda, Insecta, Diptera, Culicidae. Gene Ontology annotation, molecular function: calcium ion binding. The record is from RefSeq and is a predicted model, not a curated record. The coding region runs from base 1165 to 4644 and encodes 1159 amino acids. The transcript is spliced from 7 exons.
UUGCUGCCGGUCGCCAUUCCCGAAGCCGGUUGUCGUCGGAUCGUAGUGUGCGUUGCUUUCCCGCGAGCGAUCGCAGCCGAACAGACGUGGAAUGAAGGAACAGUAAAUAAAUUCCUGUAAAUUUACACACGCACACACAUCACUGCAAAAGCGCUCGGCGUGUGAUCGUGAAAGAGGAAAAUAUUUUCACCUGAAGUGCCGAAGAGAGUUUGGAUGGAAGUGUAAAAAGUCGUCGGCGAAAAGAGAAAGAUGAGCGGAACAAGAUCGCCGACGUAAGUCGGUGACGAAGCAUAUACGUGUCAGGUUGAAGUGAAAACAUCAUCUUAAUAAAGAGAAGCAAAGCGAAAAAAUCAAGUGUGGAAAAUCCGGGAAGAAAUCAAAUCGAGGAAAAAUCUUCUGAGUGAAAACGAGAGAAAAGAGUGAACGAUCGCGAUCGCGAUCAAGAGUGAGAGUGAGAAUUCUUCUUUUCCUCAAAUGAUGCUGCCGCCGCGGUGAAUGUUUUGUGGUUGUAUUUAUGCAAAUUAGGGAGUUUUAUUCCCCAUCCCACCCCGACAUCGGCUAGUUUCCCAACAUUGUGGUGACCGAAAGUGAAAGAAACAUAACACAAACGACAGCUGAGAAGAAAGAAGAGAAAAAAAAGAAGCAGAAGGGAUGCUGAGAAGAGAACGCGAGAGAUCAACGACGACGACGAUCUUGAAGUAAAAGUGAAACUCGAGUGAAGGAAUUUUCGAGUUGAGACGAAGUCGUAACAGCAGCCGCAACAACAACAAAAAGCUCAAAGAGGAGAGCGCAAAAAAGGAGCUUUUUUUGGAGUUUUGGGAAGAGAACAGGGAAUCACCUGCCUUCGAAUUUCAUCAGUGUGUGUGUGAUUACGUUCUGUCGUCCAACUCAAUGAAGUCCUCGGAAGAUGAUCAUCCGGCAUCCUGGACCGCCGAUGCCGCCCAAAAGCAGUUGUCGAACGCGCCGUCAUCGUCGACCUCCGCCGCCAGUGAUCGGUGAACGUCGCCGCUGAGGAGGACAAAGAGUCGUGUUUGCGCGAACGUGAGCUCAAAGAGUAAAGAUUGCCAUCAAGCCAAAAAGAUUUAUAAGAUUGUUUAGUUAUUAACUGCGCGCGGUUGAGCGCCAAACGAAAACGAAACUUCGUUGAAAGUGAAGCAAGCCAGAAUGUCAUCGAAGCGACGACUUGGCAGUGUGGCGAUGAAGAUCGCGCGGCAGGCGUACGUGUACGGCCUGAUCGGGCUGUUGGCCGCGUCCCAGGUGGCGCAGGCCUGCAGCAGCAACUCACAAGACUGUCAGAACAAGUCGAAACGGUCGGCGUCGCCGAUUUUGAACGACCCCGGGAAAGGUAAGGACUUUCUGAGUUUUGACAGUACGAACGCCGUUGAUGUGGACCCGGGGAAGCCGGCGAGUCGGCAACGGAGCGGGAAGGACCUGCUCGACGAGUCGUUCCAGUUCAGCAAGAACCAGGCGAUGAACUUGACGGGUCAGUCCCCGAACAAUCUGAGUGGUAGGCAGAGCGCCAACCCGGACAUUCAAGACAUCAUCACCGGGAUCGUGAAGCUGCUGAACGGUAACGUGAAUGUCCACGCGAACACGCAGCCCACGAGGAGACAUUCCGCGACGCGGAUCAACAAUCGGGGACCUCCGCGGAUCUCCGAGGCACAACCCGUGCCGAAUGAGUUUGAGGGAGAACUCACGCCACCGACUUCGGUGAAACCUCCGUACAAUUUUGAACGGCCAGACACCCCGGUACGACCAUUCCUAACUGGAGUACCGAUCCCGGAGCAGAUCGUGCCCUCGAUGCAGCAGAACUACCGGCCAGGGUUCGUGUCCCAAAAUCGGCCACCGUGGCAGCGGCCCAAACCACGACCUCCAAUAUCUCCAAAUCGGCGUCCAAUGCCACCGUACAAACCAUUCCCUACCAACGUAGACUUUGGUCGACCCGACGUCGAUCGUCCAGCGACUACGACGACCUCCAGCGAGAGCAACUCGAUCAGCGAAACCACCGAAAAGUCAUCCCCGAUGACGACGACCACCGAAAACGAACCCCACGAAACCACCACGGACACCUCGUACGAAGUCAAGGAGGAGAAACCGAUCGUCGAUCUCCCGAACCACAAGAUGACCGAGGUGCAGUACACGAUCGAAUCUGCGCCAACUGAAACUACAGUUGACCCAACCCCAACCACUUCGGAACCCUUCCACACCGAAGUCCCGAGCGUGUUCGAGAUCAACUCGAUCGAGUACCUCCCAUCGUCGACUUCGGAACCCCCAACCGCAAGUUACCCACUGGAACCGUCCACCAGUGAACCGACGACCUCCCAGGAGACCAUCACCCCAACCCCUACCAGCACGAUCUCAACCACUUCUUCGACCUCCGUCGUAGCCACCAACCAUCGACUGGAAGAACCCGUGGUAACGUCAACCCCCUCAACGACCAGCUCAUCAACACCAACUCCAGCCCUCCCAACAUCAACCACCACCAGCACCGACUACCGCUUCCACCCCCGCCCCGGUCUCGUCCUCGACGACCCCGACUUCAAACCCGGCGGUGGCGGCCCCAAACGCACCCAGAACCUGUACAUCUCCAAGCCGGAGAUCCACUCCUCAACGGGCGUCAACCUGCCCAACUACGGCGAGAUCUUCGACGUGACGCUGUCCGCCAUCCAAGGCCCGGCUGGUUCCGGCUCGCAGCAAACCGUCAAACUGAACCCCUACGGACGGCGACCCGCCCCAAUUCAAGACCCGGACGACGCCAGCAUCAUCCUCACUGCCAGCGGCAGCGAAGGCUUCGUCUCGAUCGACGGCAAGCGCUCGUACAUCGACCUGUUUGGCGACUCCAAAACCCAACCCCCGCAACCCGUGCCAACCACCACCGAGCAGAUCCAACCGACCAAGGUCCACUCCGCACCCCCGGGCAUCAUCGGAACCGGCUACGCCGUCGCCGAAACGGAGUCACCCCCUCCAAAGCCCCCACAAGCACCCCCCUCCACCGCCCAAUCCCCACCCCAACAACAACAACCCCAGCAGCACCGUCCCCCACAACUCCAUCGGCCCAAAUACCCCCCACCCCCGGUCCGGAUCGACACCUGCAUCGUUGGGGACGACUCGACCUGCGAUCAAGCCCAAAACGAACGCUGCAAAACCGAGAGCGGAGUGUCGAGUUGUCACUGCAGGCCGGGUUACGCCCGGCGCAAGCACCGCGAACCUUGUCGGAGGAUCGUCUCGUUGAUGCUGUCGAUGCGGGUGGACAAGAUCUACGAGCGGAGGAUCCAGUGGGACCAGGUGCUCGCCAACAGGGACAGUGAAAAGUACCAGCAGCUGAGCUACGAGGCGGUUAGGGCGAUGGACUCGGCUAUGUCGAUGACACCAUUUUCGGACGAGUUCAUGGAAGCCCGGGUCAACGGAAUCUACACCACGAAUCCGGCCUCGCAAGGUCUGAAGGGUGUGUUUGUGAACUACACCGUGAGUUUGGACGAAAACGCCGAAACGCUGCGGCCCCAGCUCAAGGGGGACAUUCAGCGGCACCUGCUGGGGGUCAUCCAUCGGCGGAACAACAACAUCGGCAAUUCGGCCCUGUACGUGGACAGUCCAACGGGGGCGGUGUCCAGUGUGCAGGACGUGGACGAGUGCACCUCGGACGAGCUGAACGACUGCGACAAUGAGGCCAACUGUACGAACAUGUUCGGGACGUUCCGGUGCGAGUGCGGGUUCGGGUUCCGGGAUCCGUGGGCGGACCAGCCGAUGCGAUCUGGGCGCGAGUGCCUGUCGUGUCCGGAUUCGUACUGCAACAACCGGGGAACGUGCCUGUACGACAAUGCCAACGGGGGCAAACAGGUGUGCAACUGCAUGGGCAGUUAUUAUGGGACGCAGUGCGAGAUCGACGGGGAGGUGCUGGGGGUGGCUGUGGGAGCGUCCGUGGCCGCCGUCGUCAUCAUCGUGCUGACGCUGAUCUGUUUGAUCAUGUGGAGCCGCAAGUGGCAACGCGAGCACAAGAACGCCAUGGGCAGCCCCGUGUUCGGCUACAUGGGCGGCGGCCAGGUCAAGACCCCGGUCAUGGGCCAGGCCCCGUACCAGGUGACGCUGGAAGAUCGCAUGCGGUGGGCCCAGAUUGCUGAUGUGAUGGCUCAGGCAAAUCACUAUGCGGUAAAUGCUGAACCAAUCGCUCCCCCGCGGCCAGCUUCGGCCAUGUACGGCUACCCGAAUCUCCAGCAACUGGGCAACAUGACCACGCUGAGCAUGCACGGAACAUUGCCACCGAUGCAUCACACAGGAACGCUGCCGCCGGUUCCACUGCCCAGCAGCGCUUUCUUCAACAGGGGUCUGGGCCUGAACAGGAACGGCAUGCGGACUCUGGAGAACAGCAGCUCGAGCGAGGAGGAGGACCGGGCGGACCUGCUCGGACGGAACUUUAACAACGUGCCGCGGCCGAAGAGCCGGAGCAACGCCAGUGUCACGUCCGGAAUCUACUACGACGUGGACUACGCCCCAACCGGCACCGAGCAGCAGCUGUACGGCAUCACGAGCAGCCUGGCCGGGGGCGCAACGCCGAUCCCGACCUCGAAGGCCCAGCAGAGCAACAUACCAAUGAGCACGUACACGUCCAGCGGCCGGCCCCCGGUCCAGACGACGUACUACAAGUGAGGGGAAGUGAGACAGCAAAAAGAAUAACAAGUCGCAAGUGUUCAUCAGAAGAAGAAGAAAAGUGAAAAAAUGGACUGAAUAAUUUAUUGCAAAAAAUAAGAAAGAAAAUUACUAACAAGAAUCUCACAAACGGAAAGAGAUCGAUUUCUUUACUGUCGAGAAAAAAAGGAAAAAUAAAACUAUUGUAAAAAGAAAGAUAAAACAACAAAACAUUCCUCUAAUGCGUUUUAGUUUUAUACGUUGUUGUUGUAUAAUCACUAAAAAUCAACUGAACAAAUUUCGGCAAGAAACAAAAUUAUGAGAUUUUUUUAAAGGAAAAUCAGAUGUGAAUUGAAAACUAAUGCAAAAGUGCAUCAAACAGAGUGUCAGUGUGAACAAUUAGAAGAUAUAAUUAAAAGUGAAGAAGAGAAGCAGGAAAACGUCUUAAAAGUGACAAAAGUGAAAAAGGAAGAAUAAAAAUAAAGAAUUUUCCCUGAAAUUGUAUACUAGUAGUGAACGUGCUUUUUUUCCUUAGCGAAUAGUGAUCGAACAAGAUAUUGAAGCAAGUAUUAAUAAAUAAAAGUUUAAGACUCGUGUUGAAAAUGUAAAAAA